UAAAUAAACUGUUUGAAGGAAUACGAGAUCAGCCAUGGAGUCGUUAAUAUGUCGUGUUUGCAAGUUGAGUGAUGAAAACAUGAUCAACAUCUUUGACGAUGUAAAGGAAUCGCGGGUUUCCAUUGCGACUUUAGUUUUCCAGUGGAGUGGCCAUCAAGUGGAGAAGGACGAUCUACUUCCCAAGACCAUUUGUAGGUCCUGUCUGCAGGAUGCCCAAAAGGCAUAUGAAAGGAAUCAUGAGCUUAUAGAUGACCCUCUUGAUAAUAUAGUCGGCGUAUUAGCAAACUGCCAUGACGAAGUAUCAAAUAGCGUCCAAGUUAAAGAAGAAUUACUCCAAGCGGAGAUAGAACCACCUGAAGAGAAGUUCCCAUGCCAUGUGAAGAACGAGCCACUUGAGGAAGAGCCACUUUCCGAGGAACAAUACUGUGCUACUUUCGAAACCGACUUUAAUCAGUUCGAUUCCCUAGUAAAGAUAGAGCAUAAUUUGCUGGGAGAAGAUCAAGAUGUGGAUUGCCAGCCGGGUAUUAAUGAUGAUGAUAAUGAGGACUAUGAGCCGGCUAUAACUGAUGGUAAAAACGAGGACUAUGAGUGGGGUAUUGAUGAUGCUGAUGAUGAAGACUACGAGCCUGUUGAUGAUGCGGACUACGAGCCGAAUGGUAACGAUCAAACCGACAAUGAACGUCCGCAUAAGUGUCCUUAUUGUCCAAAGAGUUUCACAAAUAAAUCAGGACUUGGACCACACCUGAAAACCCACAAUGGCGAACGGCCAUUCAAAUGCACCCAUUGCGCAAGAACUUUUACCCGCAGUACCAAUCUAAGGCGCCACUUGCUAACACACUCCGCAGAACGACCCUUCAGGUGUUCUCUCUGCUCGAAGAGCUUCCAGUUUAAACAAUAUGUUAGAGAUCACAUGCGAAUCCACUCGGAUGAACGACCAGUGCUCCCACUGCUCAAGGUCUUUUAUCCAGCACUCCAAUCUUAAGCAGCACCUGCUUAGGCACACAGAACAAAGGUCGAUCCAGUGCCCCCACUGCCCAAGGACUUUUCCCACGGAACUACAUCUUAAGAGACACUUGCUAAAGGUUUCAGGAGAACGUCCUUUCAAGUGUUCCCUCUGCCCAAAGUCUUUCUUAACUAAAGCACAUCUCAAGUCUCACUUGAAACUACAUAGAGAACGACCGUUUUCGUGCUCCUUCUGCAAAAGGAUGUUCAAAACUGUUGAGAAACUUCAGAGGCACUUGGACACCCAUACGGUGCAUCAGACAUUCGAGUGUUAUCACUGUUCUAAGACUUUUCCUGAGCCUGGAAGUCUAAGGCGGCACAUGGUCCUGCACCCAGUAGAACAAGCCUGCGAUGAUCGCUGAGGGGCUGUCCAUAUAUUACGUAGUCAUAGUUCAACCGCUUCGUGAUAUCUUGAUCAUUUAGAACAAUUAUCGGAGUUCUUUAGCAAAUAAUAUAUGUAAAUUUAUUGGUGCCACAAGAUAUUUCUAUGAAUAUUAUAUUUUUAUACUAUUAACGGUCUCUGGUUUAAGAAUUUGAAA
Messenger RNA from Drosophila subpulchrella, 1541 nucleotides. RefSeq names its product zinc finger and SCAN domain-containing protein 2-like. Gene Ontology annotation, molecular function: zinc ion binding. NCBI's taxonomy places the organism in Eukaryota, Metazoa, Arthropoda, Insecta, Diptera, Drosophilidae. Bases 35 to 982 code for a protein of 315 amino acids. The record is from RefSeq and is a predicted model, not a curated record. The transcript is spliced from 2 exons. Gene Ontology annotation, cellular component: nucleus.